Molecule: messenger RNA, 201 nt
Organism: Penicillium cataractarum
Lineage: Eukaryota; Fungi; Ascomycota; Eurotiomycetes; Eurotiales; Aspergillaceae
Exons: 2
Coding region: 1-201 (66 amino acids)
Source: RefSeq, a predicted model, not a curated record
AUGGAGCCUGCAUCGAAGAUCCAACCAUGGAAGGCUCUUUCGCCAGAGGGUCUGAAGGAAGACCAGAAGCCAGAUAUCGCUGCUAGGAACCUUGACGAGAACGAUCAAGGUGGUGGCUUUGGCGCUUCGGUAAGCAAGCCUGCCGACCGCCAGAUUGGCUACCAGGGCUGGAAAGCGGAAGCCUCAACCGAAUCCAAGUGA